Messenger RNA from Pestalotiopsis fici W106-1, 1239 nucleotides. RefSeq lists its product as uncharacterized. NCBI's taxonomy places the organism in Eukaryota, Fungi, Ascomycota, Sordariomycetes, Amphisphaeriales, Sporocadaceae. The transcript has a single exon. The coding region runs from base 1 to 1239 and encodes 412 amino acids. The record is from RefSeq and is a predicted model, not a curated record.
AUGAUUCCCGCAAGAUCAUUGGCGAGAUCUGGCCUCCCUCGAGCGACUGCUCGCUCUUGUAGAGCUACCAAACCACAAACUCGAUUCCAGUCAAGCACUUCAUCCUCUUCAUCUACGGGAAGCGCUCAAUCUGGCAACUCUCAUCUCAGUGCCGGUGUGGCUGGCGGCCUAGCAGCUGCCACUGUGCUAUAUGGCGCCUACUACUUUAGUCCUAGUGGUCGCAUGUCGAGGACCGUCAACAAGACUGUGAAGGAAGCCAACAACAAGUACCAAGAGGCUGCAACCAAGCUGCAGCAGAACACCCCUAGUGCAGACGAGACCAUUGAUUAUCUCAAGAACUUUUGCUACUCCUACGUGGCGUGGAUCCCCGGUGGCCGCCAAUAUAUCGACUUGGCCUUCAAGGACGUUGAGACUGUGCGCAAGAACCACCGCGACGAGGCCGACAAGAUCCUCAACGAUGCCUACAAGCAAUUCCAACAGCUUUCCAAGUCUGGGCUCAGCAUUGAGACGGCCUACAAGGCUGCCGAGGUAUUGGCUGAUCUGUCCAAAAAGGUCGGAGCCCUCGCUGGCGACGCCUUUACUGAUGUCCUCGACAACCACCCUCAACUCAAGGACAAAUUUGGUGGCAGCAUUGAUCAGCUCAAGCAGAUGGGUGAUCAGUACGGCCCCGAGGCCAAGAAGCAGGUUGACGAGACUUGGUCUCAAGUCAAGGACGUCCUCGGCGGUGGCCUAACGGCUGCAAACCUGGACAAGGUCCGACGUCUCAUCCAAGAAAAGGUGGAACAAGUCAAAAAGCUGGGAGACGAGGCCUGGAAGAAGGGCCUCGAGCAGGCAAAGCCUUAUCUUGACAAGAACCCCAAGGUCAAGGAACUCAUUGAGAAGAACGCAGAUACUCUCAAGCAAGGAAACGCCAAGGAGCUUUUUGACAAGGCCAAAAAGGCCGUCGAGUCUGGAGACACCGGAGACAUUGAGAGCUACGUAAACAGCGCUGUGGAGAAGGCCAAGUCCAAGGGCUCGCAAUUAGGCAAGAGUUUUGGCCUGGAGCAGUACAUUGACCAGAUCCCCAAUGGCAGCGAAAUCUUGUCCAAGCUGCAGCAAUUGAGGGACGUCGCCGACAAGCAUUCCGAGGAGGGCAAGAAGCUGGUAGAAGAGACCCUUGCCGAGGUGAAGCAGGUACUCGAGAAGAAGUCCCAAAAGGCCGAGGAAAUCGUCGAAAAGGCCAAGAAGGAGUCCAAAUGA